Messenger RNA from Pangasianodon hypophthalmus (striped catfish), 4984 nucleotides. It is a transcript of the gene mbtd1, whose product is annotated as mbt domain containing 1. Lineage: Eukaryota; Metazoa; Chordata; Actinopteri; Siluriformes; Pangasiidae. The transcript is spliced from 17 exons. Gene Ontology annotation, biological process: regulation of DNA-templated transcription. The record is from RefSeq and is a predicted model, not a curated record. Bases 219 to 2309 code for a protein of 696 amino acids. Gene Ontology annotation, molecular function: zinc ion binding. Gene Ontology annotation, cellular component: nucleus.
UCGCUCACCUUAUUUUGUUUGAUCUGCUGAUGACGACAUCACUUCCGGACCAAUAGUAAACAGGCACGAAGGCGCAUGCGCACUUAUUCAAUGACAAUUGUUGAUAAUCAGCUGGAGUUAUUUUUUUGCAUUUGGUGAAAUAUUGAGCCCGAGCCCCUGACAGUGGGGCCUGCUAUACAGCAAACUCACAUUAGCUUUCGGUCUUACAUGAAGGGCUAAUGGAAGACGCAAGGGAUUUGGCUGAACGCACUUCACGGUCAGAAAGGAAGAGAAGAGACUCGUUUGGCAUGUUUGACGGCUAUGAGAGCAGUGAGGAGUCGAGCAGCAGCUCCAGCACAGAGGACAGCGAGGAUGAAGAGCGCAGUCUUCCUGCCGGUCUGCCCAUCAUCAAGAACAACGGGCAGGUGUACACCUACCCAGAUGGAAAAGCUGGCAUGGCAACUUGUGAAAUGUGUGGAAUGGUCGGGGUCCGAGAUGCUUUUUACUCCAAAACAAAGAGGUUCUGCAGCGUAUCCUGCUCCAGAAGUUAUUCCUCCAACUCAAAAAAAGCCAGCAUAUUGGCCAGACUUCAGGGGAAACCACCAACAAAAAAAGCAAAGGUCUUACAGAAACAGCCACUCAUGGCAAAAUUGGCAGCUUAUGCACAGUAUCAAUCGACUCAGCAGAGCCCAGCUAAAUCAAAAUCAGCUGUUCCUGUUGAGGGCUUCGACUGGGGUCAGUACAUUUGUAGCAAUAACCUGAUCGGAGCUCCAGUAAGCUGUUUCAAACAUGUACCUUUGGGUUUAUUCUGGGGUGACAUUACUGAGGGUGUGAGGGUCGAGGUUCUCAAUUCUGACACAAACCUCUCCACCAAAGUUUACUGGAUAGCAGCGAUUGUUAAAUUGGCAGGUUUUAAAGCACUUCUCCGAUAUGAGGGAUUUGAAAACGACUCGAGCCAUGACUUCUGGUGUAAUCUGUGCGUCCCAGAAAUCCAUCCUGUCGGAUGGUGUGCCUCGAAUGGUAAACCCCUGGUACCUCCUAAAUCAAUCCAGCAUAAGUGCUCUAACUGGAAAGUUUUUCUCGUGAAGCGACUCACUGGAGUGAAAACUCUGCCACCUGAUUUUGCUAAAAAGGUGCAGGAGAGCAUGCAAUACCCGUUUAAGAAGCUGAUGCGUGUGGAGGUGGUGGAUAAAACUCACCUGUGCCGGACGCGUGUAGCUCUGGUGGAGCAGGUGAUCGGGGGCCGACUGCGACUCGUCUAUGAAGAGAGCCAGGACGGCUCAGAUGACUUCUGGUGUCACAUGUACAGCCCACUCAUCCAUUCCAUCGGCUGGUCAAGGAGCAUCGGGCACCGCUUUAAAAGAUCUGAAGUGUCAAAGAAAAUUGAUGGUCUUACAGAUGCCCCUUCCCAGUUAUUUCUAAAGGUGAGGGAUGUAGACCAGAGUGGCGAGUGGUUUAAAGAUGGCAUGAAGCUGGAAGCAAUAGACCCUCUCAAUCUCUCAGCUAUAUGUGUCGCUACUGUAAGAAAGGUGUUGGCAGAUGGGUACCUCAUGAUUGGAAUUGAUGGCUCAGAAGCAGCAGAUGGCUCCGAUUGGUUCUGCUACCACUCCACCUCUCCCUCCAUUUUCCCAGUGGGCUUCUGUGAAAUCAACAACAUUGAGCUCACACCUCCAAGAGGGUACAACAAACUGCCAUUCAAAUGGUUUGACUACCUCAGAGAAACAUGUUCAAUAGCAGCCCCUGUGAAGCUCUUUAACAAAGAGGUCCCGAAUCACGGCUUCCGCGAAGGCAUGAAGCUGGAGGCGGUGGACCUGAUGGAGCCACGUCUGGUGUGUGUAGCCACCGUAACCAGGAUCAUCCACAGACUCCUGCGCAUUCAUUUCGAUGGCUGGGAGGAAGAGUAUGACCAGUGGGUGGACUGUGAGUCUCCAGACCUUUACCCUGUAGGCUGGUGUCAGGUCACCGGCUACCAGCUCCAGCCACCUGCUGCACAGACCACGAGGGAAGCACCUCCUAAUGUGACAAAACAGAAAAAGAAAGCUCCACAGUACAAAGGACAAAAGAAAAAGAGGAAGAUUCCAGUUGGGAGGAGGCCGCUCGGGUUUGGUGGGUCUCUGAGGAGGAGCAGUUUCUCAGGCGAUGAAGAGCAGACUCCGUCCCUUUACCUUCCCCACCCACCUGGUGUGGAGCGCGAUCGCUCACUCAACUCAGAGGCCACGCUGCAGAUAAAGGAGGAGACUCCAGAGGUGGACGAGUUCACCUUCUCCCAGGGCACAUCAGACCAAGAGAGCAACGGCUCGGGCAGUUACUACAUCAAACAGGAGCCGUGAGUGUCGGCCCUGCUGGAGCCUUACCUCACUGCCAACAGCACUGGAAGAUCCCGUUCAGAGCGACACACACACACACACACACACACACACACACACACACACACACACACACACACACACACACACACACACGGCCUGGGAGAACAGGGUGACCUUACUUCCUCUUGCACGCCAGGUCCUUUUCUUUUCAGGUAAGAAAAGCUGAUGAAGAGUUCUGUGAGAGAGACAUAACGGGGAUUUUCUUUGGAAAGGGGAUAUUUCCUGACUUUUGUUCGAUCAGUUUGCCAGAUGGACUUUUUCCUCAGUGAUCAUUGUACUUGAAGUUUUCGUAGCUGUUUGUUUUUUGUUUUUUUUUCUGUAUCAUUUUCAGUAACCUUUUUUUUUUUUUUUUUUUUUUUUUUUUUCUUCUUCCUCCAAGACCAUGUGUCUCAUGCGCUGAUUUUUUUCGAAAGCCCUUUUAUUUGGAUGGGUGUGGAUUUUGUAAGAGCAGUAAAAAUCUAUAUUGAUAAAGUAUAUCCAUAUAUGUAUGACACAUUAACUAAAUAGUAGAGUAGUGGAGUAAGGGUUAAUAUUCUAUUGGUCAUAAGCCUUCCUGGUAAGAAGAGGUAUAGCCUAAUGGAAAACACUGUCACAUUUUGCACUACAGGGAUGUAAAAUUAAAUGUAUAUCAGCCUGUGAAAAUGUUGAAGUUACAGCUUUAUUGUAUUAAACGACAAACAAAUGUACAAUAUGUAUAGUGGCUGACAAGUCAACCAUUCAGAGAGGGGAUAUUUGCUCUAAUCAGCAUUACGAUAUGCAAGAACAUUUAUUUGAUAUGAAGCCAGUGUUGAUUAUCUCUUGAUCUCAUACGUGGAGCCAUUUUUAUAUACUGGUUUAAGUAUUUUAUGAGCCACAGAAUAAACAAACGAAGAACAUGACAUUUACUAGCCACUCAACACUACUUUGCCAUGAUCUUAAACUCACACAGCAGAGACUUUUCCAUAUCGCUGAGAUGUGAGAGCCGAGUUCAUCCCUGAACGCCAUGACAGUUUACCAGCCUCUCUGCUUUUGUACUGAACCAAUGAGUGAUUACGUCUAUAUCCUAAGAGCAAUCGUCGAUCUGAUGUGUUCGAAUCCGAACGUUCAUUCCAGAAUAAAGAUUUUUUGUACUACCUCUUUAGAAUGAGUUUGAAAUCUACAUCGGCUAAGGGUUCACGUGUAAUCACGCCGCUUUUGCUCGGUUCUUUAACCAUCUUCCUGCAAUAGCUAGUUUUCACUUACCAUUGGAAGGACUAUAAUUCACCGUAUGCAAAAUGAGUUUAUAAAUUCACAUGCACCAUAUAUUAUACUUUACAAGUUACCAAACAUUUAUAUUUGUUACAUAUUGUGAUAUUGAGAGUCCUUAAAUUUGAAGAUAUGCAAUAAUACAGUAAUGUGUUGUUUUACAAUGUCUUAUUCUUUAAAAAAAAUAUCAGAACACAUAAAUAUAUACUUACAGACUAUACACCUAAAUCAGAUACUCUUACAAUAUGUUGUAAAACUGUGAUGAUUUUGUAGAAGCUAGACUUUCCCUCUUAUGGACUAUGUUGAGUGUUCUAUUAAAAAAAAAAAGACAAAAAAACAAACAAAAAAAAAAAAAGCGAUAUUGUUUGCAUAGUGAUUUAUAUAAUUCUUCUAUAAUUAUAAUCUCUAUCAGUACCAGUGAGGCUGUUGGUGAAUUUCUCAGGAAAUCUUGUAUUUCAUUGGCUUUUUUUUUUUAUUAUUUUUAAUUUCCUCAUUACUGAAUCCAGUUUCCAUAUGGAUGUGAACAUUUUCCUGCAUUUGCUUUCAUUUACAGUACCUCAGAGUAAUACAGAACUCAGAAGCCAAAUGAAAUAUUUCUAAAGCCCUGUCACUCAAGCCCAGUUCCCGCACAGCCACAGCACUGCGCCGCUGCGUUUUUCUGCGUUCGUGCACCUGACCAGGCUCAUGAAAGCUGUGGCUCAGGUGCGAGUUGGCGAAAACGUUAAACUGUGCAGUACUCUGGCUUCUCAUGACAGACUCACUCAUAUGGACCCCAUUCCACUCUCUCGUUAUUAUUCCCUCCACUCCUCCGUGUGCCAGUUCCAAGAUUUUCACCUAGCUAGAUGUUGAUCAUUUUGGUGUGUAUUUGUUUUAAACUCUAUAUGACAUCUGUUGAAGCAAUAACAUGUUGUGCUACAAUGUUGUCAUAUUGAUGUGUUUUUGCAUCAGUGGUUGCUUUGUACAUUUGUGAAAAUAUUUUGCUUUACUUCCAUUUGACUGUUCACUUGUGGUCUUCUAAAGCAGUCUCAGUUUUCUAUAUAGGCUAUUCCUCAAAAUCAUAGCAUCAGGAUUACGGUCAACACUGGUUUGAUGUCAGCUCACAUUAUUUUGAAUUAUUAUUCUUUUUUCAUUUUGACCAAAUUCACCUAAUUGUCUGCAUCUAUUAAGACAUGACUGUUUCAAGGCAUGAGAUUUUUGCUGCUACCCUCAAAUCAAUCGUAACACACCCUAACGCACAACUUCACCUUUAAAGCUAAAAAAAUUUUUUUCUUGAUAGCAAAUGUGAUGCCUUAUCCUGUUUAUUCAAUAUUAGAAAUGUUAAAAAUGUUUCUAAGAAAAAAAAAAAGAAGAAGAAAUUAAGGGAUAACAAUGUGCAGUAGAUUGAUAAUCAUCAGUGCAUGCAGCAAUGUGAG